UAAAAGAGAGGGAGAGAGGAGACCGCCUCCUCAUUUAUACAGCUUCACUUUAAGAGAUUUCAGGAGUCAAACAAGACCUUCGCUAACUUUACACGGCCCGUUUCUUCGUCGAUGUUAUGUCUUUAAUUUCUGGACUUAACAUGACCGAAAACAUGACUCUUCCCUACACCCAAACCGUGAGGACUCUCAAAACCGUGAACGUCUCGGGGCAGAGCUCACCGACGCUCUUGUCACCCACUCCGGUCGCUAUAAACGAAGGCGCGACGACCUACCGAACGGUGAAUUUCUCGGGAGCUCAGCUGCAGCCGGUGCAGUACAUUAACAGCGCGGUGGACGGAAAUGUUGUGUAUGGCGGAGGCGCGCGUUACCUGGUGCCCGUACAGCAGCGGCCCGCGGAGUCGUUCGUGUACUUGAGUCAGGCGCCGCGCGUCGUCUCACCGGUGUACGUACAGAACAUACAGCCGGUGAGCGUCAGCAACUUCGACGAGACUGACGUCUACAGACAAGUAAGCUUCAAUGGACAAACUUCUUCUGUCUUCAGCCAGUCCUCCAGUCCAGUCAAGAGCCCUGAACCCUCAGAGCCAGAGUUGGAGGAGCACAACAGCUUCAGGAAGGAGGUUGUGGAGGUGAAGAAUGGUCUUUCCACUGAGACGAUCACUCAGGAGAUCGAGGUGCAACCGGUUGCCAAGAUGGAUAACCGCUACUUUGGGGAGCUUCUUGCCGAUGUCUUCCGCAAGAACUGCGACAUUCACACCUACAUCUCUGAGCAUGUGAACAAGAUCCGGGGAAGGAAACACCUUCUGGACCCCACCAUUGACUACAAGGUGGAGAAAGAAGAAAUAGAGGCUCUUAUUCCUAAAGGAGGGUCUGAAUUGACAAAGCAACAGAUCCGCUACCUGCUGCAGACUCGUAUGACGGCUGAUAAGACCAUGCGUCUUUUGUUGACCACAUUCGGCAGUCUGCGAGAAGAGCUUAUGCAUCUGCAGGAGGAUCUGAGGCGUCUGGAGAGUGAGAAGGAGGAGCUGGAGAGAGAUCUGAGCUUUAAAUCCAAUCAGGCUUCGGAGUAUGACAGACUACUGGAGAACGUACGCGAGCACAACAGACAACUGCAGGUGGCUGUGAAAGAGAGUAACAGUGCUCAGCGUACUUUAGAGAGCCAGCUCCUGGUCCUCCAGAGCAAUGAACCCAGCAAAGACUUCCGCAUCAAAGAGCUGGAGGGCAGCAAGAGAGCUCUUGAGAAUGAGAAUGAGCUCCUGAGGAAGAAGAUGGCUGGUCAGUGCAGUAGUUCCACUGUCCAAAUCAAAACACAGGAGCUGUCCAAACAGUAUGAACAGAUGCUGAAUGAACUACGAGAGGAGAAGGAGAGAGAACUCAAGAGCUUGCGGUCUCAGCUGAUAAAGAUUCAGACAGAGCGCACCACCAUCACAAACACCUCUGACAGUAGCCUGGAACUGCGUAUCACUGAGCUCCUCACCAAACUCGAGCAACGUGAAAGUGUCAUCAGACAAAAGGAGGAGGAGAUCAGACGACUUAAGCAGCAGAAGAGUGACAGUUCCAGCAGUACGUCGAAAACGUUCAUUACCAAGAGUUACACGAACCAGUACCCUAUUCUGGGUCUGCUGAGUGACGAUUACCAGUUCACACCACCCAUUAAGGAGGACAGGACUGUCAUCAUUGAGAGCACUGGAGGGAGUACCAGACGCAUAUUCUAGGCUGUAACAUUGGGAUUUGUUUGGAAUCAACCGUAAGAAGACCCCGAGGCCUCCCCAUUUCCUUGCCCAGAUGCGAUUCCCUGGCUUUCACACUGCAUGCUGCCCUCUCCCUCAUCCUAGAGGCUGCUAAUGGUGAUGAUGGCUCUAACAUUUAAUGCUUGACCUGUAGAGUUUUAAAAUGUGUGUCCUUUCUUCAUAUGUUCCACCAAAACCUUCAGCAGACUCUGGUCAGCACUACUAUAUGCAUGUAUAUAUUUGGAGGUAAAUGUACCCUUACUUGUAGUCCAGUAUUGUCUGUAAUGUAAAUGGUGGUUGUUGGUUUUCUUCUCAUUUAUUUGGUUGUGCUAAUUUGGGUAAUUUUAUGAUGUUUUUUUUUUUUGCCUUUUAUGUUUAUGUUCUGAAAACAUCAGAGAGGUGAUGCUUUAUAUGCAAAGGGAUGCAUACAUGCAAUAGUGGUCCACUGAAAUAGGCUUUUUUUAUGGCCGAUGCCGAUAUCUGCAAAGCAGAGUGACCCAUGGCUGAUAUAUUGAAAAUGACCAAGAGAUAUACUCAAAAUGUUGAAAUAAACAUUUAUUUUACAUAAAACGUUUUUCAAAAUUCAGAAAAAAUAUUUGAAAACCUCUAGCUACAUUAUUGAUUUAAAGCUCUCGGUAAAGGCACAGUUAUUGGCCUAUGCUGAUAGUCUAAAAAUGCUAGAUAUCUGGCAAUUAAUCGGCCUUGCCAAUAUAUCAGUUGACCAUUAAUAUGGAAUUUAAGAUGGUGAGGGUUUUUACUGCUUAUAAGUGGUUUACGCCGAAUGGGAUAACAGUGAUGGGUUUAAACUCUGCAAAAAUCUUACAGAUUGGAUAAAUCACUGCUGUAUUUAACAUAAUAGAUAAAAUAGAUUAUUAUGGCUCUUAAAAUGUCGUUUUUGCCCUAUUUAUCACUGUCUAAACAUACAUAGGAAAAAAUAUUUUUAAAGGAAAGUAAGCUGCUGGGAGUAUUUCUGUUAUGGUAUAUAGAGUCUAUUUCUACAGUGUCUGCUGUAGUUCUGAGUCAUUCUGUUUUUCACUCAUGUGUUUUCCACCGCUCUUAAUAUUCAAUGUAAUGAGCCUAAAAGGAAUCUUGGACUUCAAGGUACAUUCUGUUGUAUUUAAGUGUAAAGUUUUGCUGGGUUUACAGUGCAAAUUGUUUAAUUACAGUGCAAAAUGUCAAGAUUUAGUUUUGCUCAAGUUAGUGGUUUAGAGAGAAUGGCAAGAAGAGAGCCUUUCCUGAUGUCACCAAGAGGUAAAUUUUAGCAAUAACUUUUAAAACAUCUCUUUUAAAAAAAGAAAAAAGAAAAAAAAAAAAAAAUACCUCAGAGUGGAAUUAGAAAUCCAAAGCUAUUCUAAGGUUCUUGCUGUUUUCAAAGAAAAUGAUAUGUUGUUUGAUAUGUUAUAACCUGACUAUAAUGCACCUUUUAUUGAAAUAUGUUAGAGUGCCACUUUUAAUUCAUAAACUUCACAAUUACAGUGUGGCAUCUGCAGCAUUAACUGUUUAAACAACUUGAAAUAAAGUAUAUUUUGACCAUUUAA
Messenger RNA from Xyrauchen texanus (razorback sucker), 3265 nucleotides. RefSeq names its product protein POF1B-like. NCBI's taxonomy places the organism in Eukaryota, Metazoa, Chordata, Actinopteri, Cypriniformes, Catostomidae. The transcript is spliced from 13 exons. The record is from RefSeq and is a predicted model, not a curated record. Gene Ontology annotation, biological process: epithelial cell morphogenesis; actin filament organization; bicellular tight junction assembly. Gene Ontology annotation, cellular component: adherens junction; actin filament; bicellular tight junction. Bases 117 to 1712 code for a protein of 531 amino acids. Gene Ontology annotation, molecular function: actin filament binding.